CAAAAAGCCAUACGACGAAGAAAGAAGAGUCAAGUUCCACAUCACUCAUGACUCUGACACUUCACCAUUUGGAAGCUAAUCUUUUUGACCUGUCACAUCCUCAACAGACUUCCGCCAGCUUAAAUGACACCACUGUCAUCGGCCUCAUCAAGGAUGGUGACGAGUCUGCAUAUCGACAGGAAGCGGAGCGGCUGGAGCUGUGGUGCGGCCGACACAACCUGGAGCUGAACACGCUCAAGACUGUAGAGAUGAUCGUGGACUUCAGGAGGCAUCCUUCGCCACAGCUGCCCCUCACGUCCAGCUGCCUUGUGUCAACCGUCGAGACCUUCAUGUUCCUGGGAAUUACAAUCUCUCAGGACCUGAAUUGGGCGACCAACAUCAACUCCGUCCUCAAAAAGGCCCAGCAGAGGAUGUACUUCCUGCGGCUUCUGAGAAAGCACAGCCUGCCACCGGAGCUGCUGAGACAGUUCUACACAGCGGUCAUCGAAUCAGUCCUGUGUUCUUCCAUCACAGUCUGGUUUGGUGCUGCUACAAAAAAGGACAAACUCCGACUGCCACGGACAAUCAAAACUGCUGAAAGGAUUGUCGGUACUCCCCUAGCCACCAUUGAGGACUUGCACGCUGCCAGAGCUAAGACAAGGGCGUGCAAAAUCCUCUCGGACCCUCCCCACCCCGGUCACUAGCUCUUCCAGCUCCUUCCCUCAGGUAGGCGCUACCGAUCAAUGCAAACUAGAACUAGUAGACAUUCCAACAGCUUUUUCCUUCUUGCGAUCAACUUCUUAAACACCUAACCUACAAUUCCAUUACAACAUGCUGGCAAUUUUUUGACUUGAGUUCGUUGUCACAUUUCUGUGGGGCCAAUUAUGUAUUACUCGUGCACUCACUGUAGUUGUCUCGCCAUGCUGCACUAUUUGCAUAUACUGGCCACUCAUGCCAGAGUAGCAUCUGCUCCAUUUGCACACUAAUUGAGGAGUAUCUGUAACAUUUGCACAACCAACAUUGUCCCAGAUUAUCGCACUACUCGUCACUUUAAACCGCAUACACUCCUUGAAGUCUCAGCGCCCUUUGCACAAUGGUCAUUGCACCGGACUAUUGGAAUAUUAGUCAUUCGAACUGCUCUAAGUGCUAGAGGACUCUGCAUCUUUUUGCACAAUUGUCAAAAAAAUAAAAAAUAAAUGUACCGGCAUUACCAGAUAACUAGCAACCCUUUACUGCUCAGUGACUGUUUUUUUUUUUGUAAAUGUCUUUAUGUCUCCAAAGUGUUCUGUAAAUUGACUGUCUGUUGUCGUACUAGAGCGGCUCCAACUACCGGAGACAAAUUCCUUGUGUGUUUUGGACAUACUUGGCAAAUAAAUAUGAUUCUGAUUCUGAUUCUGAAACACAGCGAGAGAGUUACAGUUUUUUUUAAAUUCUGUUUCAUAAUUGUAUCAUAGAGAAACGCCACUAACCGAGACACAGCUUUGUUUUAUAUUUGCUCUUGUCUUGAAUUUUUUAGACAUUUACGCCC
Phyllopteryx taeniolatus (common seadragon) is the source of this 1507-nucleotide messenger RNA. RefSeq lists its product as uncharacterized. NCBI's taxonomy places the organism in Eukaryota, Metazoa, Chordata, Actinopteri, Syngnathiformes, Syngnathidae. Gene Ontology annotation, molecular function: methyltransferase activity; 2-oxoglutarate-dependent dioxygenase activity. The record is from RefSeq and is a predicted model, not a curated record. Bases 48 to 683 code for a protein of 211 amino acids. The transcript is spliced from 3 exons.